Messenger RNA from Exaiptasia diaphana, 1657 nucleotides. Its product is annotated as visual pigment-like receptor peropsin. NCBI's taxonomy places the organism in Eukaryota, Metazoa, Cnidaria, Anthozoa, Actiniaria, Aiptasiidae. Gene Ontology annotation, biological process: G protein-coupled receptor signaling pathway. The transcript is spliced from 4 exons. Gene Ontology annotation, molecular function: G protein-coupled receptor activity. The record is from RefSeq and is a predicted model, not a curated record. Gene Ontology annotation, cellular component: membrane. The coding region runs from base 260 to 1405 and encodes 381 amino acids.
GGGAGUGUUGUUUGUCAAUCGUUAAUCUAUGAAGACCUCCCACAAUGAUCCGUCUCCAGGAUAAAAGCCAUUUCCCGCUAAUCAACGUGUUCGAUUUAAAAAAAGCUAUUCACUUUUAUGGGUUAUUCUUCAACACGRAAGAGAAGCAUCACUCACUCCACUGCACCCGUCACCUUACUUCSCUCGAAAGGCGAGGAGGUUUAAUCAAAUAACCGCGCAAGUCCCUGAAUAAGUGACGAUUUCAAAGCUUGAUGCGGUCAUGGACCGACUUUCAGCGACUGGAUACCAACUUAUCUCAACAUAUAUGUGUUUUCUUAUACUAUUUGGAGGGUCUAUUCAAAUAGUUACUUUCCUAGUCCUCAUACGAUCUACCGAUCUCAAGUCCAAGUCCUUAACGCCAUAUUUGAUCAAUGUAGUAGCAGCAAACAUGGUUAUGAUAGUGGGAAGUUUUCCAUCGACGUUGGCUUCAUCCAUUGUCAAUGAGUGGGCUUUCAACGAUGCUGCGUGUCGUGUAGUAGGUUUUCUAGGUGGUAUAGCUGCCAUAUCGAUGAUCGCCACGAUGACUUGCAUAACAGUUAAAAUAUAUAAUACUCUYGUUUCACGUGGAUUAUCUAAGCCAUCGCCAAACAAUCGCAACUUGGUGGAGUACAAAUUUAUAUCAUUGAUUUGGYUGUACUCAAUUCUUGGCAUGCUACCUCCUUUAGCAGGUUGGACAAGAACGAUCAAGGAAGCUGCSGAUAUGAGUUGCGCACCAAAUUGGAAGGCCGAGGACACACCAGACCUUGUAUACAUAUUAUUUUUAACUYUUUUGUCGUACAUUAUACCAGUUUCAAUAGCAAGCGUUUACCAUUGGAAAAUCAACAAAGCAAUUAAUGAACAUCUCAAAACAGUCUCUCGAUUUUCAAGCGCGCAGAGGCAACUGGAAGGUUUUCGUAACAUCAGCAAAAUGUCUGGUUUGGCAAUCGUAGCAUUUACGAUCACUUGGUUGCCAUAUUGYGYUUAUGCUCUCAUUUCAGCUUUCGGAGGAUCGCAUCUGAUUGAUACCAAGACGGGAUUAAUUGCGUGUCUUGUGGCUAAAUCAAGCAUUCUAUACAAUCCUUUURUAUAUGCACUAGUCAACCCAAGAUUUCGAGCAGAUGUGUUGGCUUUACUCAAGAUAAAACAACCGCUACCAAGCAACCAGGAAUACGACUCACUUCAAGCUCAAACUGAUCGCUCACUUAGACCGCGUGGAGAAGGUGACAACAAUGGCAGCCAAAGUGGUUUCUCUCUCCCAUCUUUUUUCGUGAGGAGGGCUGGGAAUACUCGCAGAGAGCCUCGUGUUCUUUUUGUCCGAUGUGAAGCUUCAGGAAGUAGCGUUCACAGUGUUGUAAGUAGCAAUGUCCUCCAAGAUAGUCAAGUGUAACUAUGGACUAAAAUUCCCUUGUGUCCGCAUUCAGGAACAUUCUGGUCUAAUUAAUCCAGGGUAAUUAAUGUAUAGGGUAAUUAUUCAAGGGUUUACUAUACAUAGGUUUUUAAAAGUUAGGAGGAACCGACGGGUUGUUGGGAAAAAUAUAUCUGUUCUUAUGUCCAAGCCAGCUGUAAGUCACACUGGUUGCCCUUAAGGAAGAAAGAAUUCUCCAGGCAAGGAAUACUUUCUAAAACAAUUUUUCCAGGA